AUGUUGGCUGCUGCUGAGACCGCACCGCUGGCGAGGUGCGCACGAGGGCAGAGAGGCUGGUACACGAACGAAGCGCAGCACGAAAUCUCCGAAGCGUCUAAGGAGAUUAAGGCGGCCCAGCAGCAACAACGUGGGGCCUUAAAGAACAGCGCCUUCGAGGCGACCCUGAAGGCGAUGCUCAAGGCGGCGCGGAAGAAGCGCAGCAUCGCGAGGUGGAGAGCACUGGAAACGUUCUUCGAGGCCUAUGUACGGCAGCUCGAGAAGAAGAGCCGCGAGGGGGAUCAGGCGGGUUUCUACAGGCACCUGAAGAUGAUCGACGUCGAACGUAAGAGGUCGUUCACCUCUCAGAACAUUAAGGACGAGGACGGCAAGGUCCCUCGGGACCCCGCGUUUAUUCGCCAACGGUGUGCACGGUGGUUCCACAAGCUUCUCAACACCAAGUCGCCGACCAUCGACCUGCAUGCGGCUG
Molecule: messenger RNA, 469 nt
Organism: Ectocarpus sp. CCAP 1310/34
Lineage: Eukaryota; Phaeophyceae; Ectocarpales; Ectocarpaceae
Source: the annotation of a GenBank genome assembly